Candida dubliniensis CD36 is the source of this 4473-nucleotide messenger RNA. RefSeq names its product ATP-binding cassette bilirubin transporter. Gene Ontology annotation, molecular function: ATP binding; bilirubin transmembrane transporter activity; ABC-type transporter activity. The transcript has a single exon. Gene Ontology annotation, cellular component: membrane. The coding region runs from base 1 to 4473 and encodes 1490 amino acids. The record is from RefSeq and is a predicted model, not a curated record. Gene Ontology annotation, biological process: transmembrane transport. NCBI's taxonomy places the organism in Eukaryota, Fungi, Ascomycota, Pichiomycetes, Serinales, Debaryomycetaceae.
AUGGAUUCCAGGUAUCCCACACUAUCAUGUGGAAUAGACGCACUUUUACAACCAAUGGCUCCCUACAAUGACAACGCGUUCAAUCCGUGUUUUCUAAUGCAUGUAUUGGCAACUUUUGCCACAGUAAAUAUCAUUUACGGAGUGCUAGUGUUAUAUAGAACAACAACACGUAUGCACCGAUAUGGCAAUUUUUCUUUGAAGAAUACAGGCAUCGCUCAUUACAUUCGUUUGAAUUCUGUCGCCUUACAAAUAAUAUUGACAGCGUAUCUCAGUUCUUUUAUCACUAUUCAUGAACGAUUUGCUGACCCCAAGCUCCUUGCAUUUGGAUUGCUUAAUGUUCUACUUGUGUUUAUUAUUUUCCCAUUGCAUUUCAUAGAAACGAUAUAUUCACCAGUUCCUUCUGACUUGUUGUUAGUAUUUUGGCCAUUCCUUACAAUUUUCAGUAUGGCAUUGUAUUUUCAAGACAAUUUCACCGACUGGGUUAUCAUUCAGCUGGUUGAUUCAUCUAUCGCAAUUUCUGAGUCUAUACUAGUGAUCAAUUCAGUUUUUGUUUUUGUUUUGGAAUACUCCUACUACAAGCCAAGUCAUGAGUUAAUUUUAGAGUACAAAAGAAGCAAUCGACUGCAACAGCUUUCCGAACCUAACAUCAUCCAGAAAAUCACGUUCACGUGGAUGAAUGAGUUGAUUGUUAAUUCUUACAAGACCCAGACCGUGACAAGUGCAGAGUUACCCAACACACCAGCAGAUAUUUCUACUGUGCAUGCUGCGGCUACAUUAAGAAAACACUGGAAUGGCGGCAAUUUAUCUGUAUGUCUAUUGAAGGCCUUUCACUGGAGACUUCUUGUGUCUCUUUUUUAUGAGUUUGGCGGGAGAAUACCUAACUUUAUACAGCCUCAAUUGUUGAGGUUGUUGAUUCUUUAUUUUAACAUACAAAAACCACCAAUAUUGCGAGGUAUCUUGAUUCCAUUGGGUAUGUUUGUAAAUACAAUGAUACAGACGUCGCUUAGCAACAGAUACAUGCUUACAAAUCUUGAGGUCGGAUUGAAUUGUCGUUCAUCUCUAACAUCCUUGGUAUACCAGAAAGCACUACUAUUGUCCAGUGAAUCAAGAUCCAAGACAAAUUCAGCCGAUAUCAUUAACUUGUUGUCGGUAGAUAUCAACAGAAUUCAAAAAGUGUUGAUGAGCCUUAGUACCCUUGUUCUUGCACCUUUGGAUGUCAUAUUGUGUGUGGCGUCAUUAUAUCCUCUCUUACAUGGUGCUACAUUUGCUGGGGUUGCUGUAAUGAUUCUUUUAAUUCCAGUUAAUGCAGUAGUUGUAAAAUACUACAAGAAUUUGAGUAAGACACAAAUGAAACUUAAAGAUAACAGAUCUAGAGUCAUAAACGAAAUAUUGACGUCAAUUAAAAGCGUCAAGUUGUUUGCAUGGGAAACGCCAAUGCUUAGGAAACUUGCUGAAGCCAGAAACAAAAAAGAGUUGGCAAACUUGAAACGAAUCAGAGGUGUUGGCCAAGGUGUUUUAUUUAUCUGGAAUAUUAUUCCAUUUUUGGUUUCUUUUACUUCGUUUGCCACUUUCGCUUUAACCCUGAAACAAGCAUUGACAUCGGACAUUGUUUUCCCAGCAUUGGCAUUGUUAAAUUUAUUAUCAGGUCCGCUAAUGGAAUUCCCCGCAGUCAUAACAUCGAUGAUCGAGGCCAAUGUUGCCAUUGGUAGAGUGAAAAACUUCUUGUUAAGCGAAGAAAUUGAUGAAUCUAUGAUCAGAAGAUUGCCGCCAACAUCUGGCGAGUCAGUCAAAAUACAAAAUGCUACUUUCCAUUGGACUCGGAAGUCGUUUACUGAUACUCCGGAUCAAACCAGGGAACUGGAUGAAACUAACAAAGACAGAAUCCACAGUUUGAAAGACAUUGACUUUUCAGUGGCCACUGGUCAAUUGAGCUGUAUUGUGGGUAAAGUUGGUAGUGGGAAAACAUCAUUGUUGUAUGCAUUAUUAGGACAAUUGAUAAUGACACAGGGGAAAAAUACAGAAUUGCCACCAUUGAUUGAAAUUAGGGGCACAAUUGCAUACUGUGCUCAGCAACCGUGGAUUAUGAAUGCGUCUGUUAAGGAGAAUAUUGUUUUUGGGUAUAAAUUUGAUAAAGAGUUUUAUGAAAAAACUAUAGAAGCCUGUCAAUUGCUUCCUGAUUUGGCAAUUUUGCCAGAUGGCGACGAGACACAAGUUGGGGAAAAGGGGGUGUCACUAUCUGGAGGACAGAAAGCUCGAUUAGCCUUGGCAAGAGCGGUCUAUGCUAGAGCAGAUGUAUAUCUCCUAGAUGAUAUUUUGUCAGCUGUCGAUUCCCAUGUUGGGAGAAAUAUUAUUGAGAAAGUUUUGAGCAAGAGAGGUUUGCUUGGCUCCAAGACAAUAAUAUUGUGUACCAACUCCAUUUCUGUUUUAAAGUUUGCCGACAAUAUCACUUUAAUUGAGGAUGGAUGUAUAAUAGAAACUACAACAUAUGCCGAAACAACUGCUGAGGGCCAUCCAAAAUUAUUUGAAUUGAUCAAGAAUUUCAGUAAGGAUACUUCUCCCAUACCAAUAGACCUGGAUAGUGUGCCACCUUCUCAGGUGCCUAGUUACAGGAAAGCAAGUAUGGAAAGUUUCCACUGGGAUCCAUUGAAAAAGUUGCUACCCAAUUUGCGCAGUGGCCUGACAGAGGAAGUAAGUCAAAAGGGGAAGGUCAAGUGGGAAGUGUACUUGGCAUAUAUCAAAGCUUGUUCUGUUUAUGGGGGCGCCCUUUGGUUUAUUUUGUUGAUAGUGGCUACUGCUUUAUCAGUUGGAGCCAACUACUGGCUUAAAUAUUGGACGGAGCAGAACUCCGAGGGCCCGAAUAUGCUGAACGUGUGGAAGUUUUUAUUGGUUUAUGCGGGCUUGGGGUUGGGUGCUGCAAUUAUGACGAUUGCUCGAAGUUCGGUCAUGCUUCUUUGGUUGGGAAUCAACGCAUCUAAGAAGAUCCAUGAUAGUAUGGCCCAAAGGGUAUUGAAUGCGCCAAUGCAGUUUUUUGAACGAACUCCUGUGGGGAGAAUCAUGAAUCGGUUUACCAACGAUAUUAACAAGAUUGAUGAUGGCAUCCCACUGAUUUUCCAACGAUUCAUCAACCAGCUUGUCAGAACAGUUUUCACAGUGGGCGUGGUCACUUUAGCCAUACCUGUGUAUUCAUUGAUUAUAUGCAUACUAGCAACCUUAUACAUUUACUAUGAAAUCUAUUACGUGUCUAUAUCGAGAGAGUUGAAACGAUUGGUAUCUAUUUCCAGAAGUCCGAUUUAUGGUCAUUUGGGUGAGAGUUUAAACGGUAUCGACACCAUUCGGGCCUACGACCAAAAAGCUAGAUUUGAUUUUAUAAUGAAUGCAAAUGUUGAUUUCAAUUUGAAAUCAGUGUACAUGUUGACAUCAAUCAACAGAUGGCUUGUUUUCAGAUUGCAUACAAUUGGUGGAGUCGGCGUGUUUUCUGCUGCGAUAUUGUCGAUCUUGAGUGUACACACGGCUCAUCCAUUGUCUCCUGCCAUGGCAGGGUUCGUCAUGACGUAUGCUAUGCAGGUGACAUCUACCUUGAAAAUGCUUGUUCGAACAUCAGCUGAGGUUGAAACGAGUAUAGUUGCUGUGGAAAGAUGCCUUGAAUACACAGAGCUACCUGUAGAGGAGGAACCUAACUUGAAAUUGAUCAAACCUCCUCAGCACUGGCCACAAAAAGGUGUCAUUAAGUUUAAUCAAUACUCGACCCGGUAUAGAGAAAACCUCGAUUUGAUUUUGAAGAGAAUUACAUUUUCUAUAAGCUCAGCAGAAAAGAUUGGGAUUGUAGGAAGAACUGGUGCUGGUAAAAGUUCUUUGGCGUUGGCAGUUUUCCGAAUCAUUGAAGCUGUUGAAGGGAAUAUUGAAAUUGAUGGGAUAAUUACUAGCCAAAUGUUCUUACAGGAUUUGCGUCAUCGAUUGAGCAUCAUUCCACAGGAUUCACAAUUACUAGAGGGAACAAUUCGGCAAAAUUUAGAUCCGUUCAACUAUUAUACAGAUAAAGAGAUAUGGCAUGCAUUGGAAUUAGCUCAUUUAAAAGAGCAUAUCGAAAAACUACCCAAGGAAGAAGGGGCCGAAAAUAACAAGCUACUCAAUCGAGUAACUGAAGGUGGUUCUAAUUUUUCAUCAGGCCAACGCCAGUUGAUGUCAUUGACAAGAGUGUUGUUGAAAAUGAAUGACUCUAAAAUUUUGGUUUUGGAUGAAGCGACAGCCGCCGUAGAUGUUCAAACAGACCAGAUUAUACAGCAGACAAUCAGAAGCCAAUUCAAAAACAAAACUAUAAUUACUAUAGCCCAUAGGUUAGAAACGGUUAUGGACAGCGAUAAAAUUGUCAGUUUAGACAAGGGAGAGUUGAUUGAGUUUGACACUCCGCAGAAUUUACUAAACAAGAAGGAAGGUGUAUUCUAUAGUCUAUGUAAACAAGGUGGGUAUAUUUAA